UUUUUCCUCAGCCAUCGUUCUUCUUCCCUGCCAACUACAAUCAAAGAUGGCUCCUCUACGAAAGAAAAGCAUAGAUGAUUCUCAAAGCGGUGAACAUGAAAAUACAACUGAAAACAAAGCGGGUCGAGUUAUUUGGUCAAAAAACUCACUUCACGUCCUUUGUGAUCUUUGUAUUAAGCAUGUUGAAAAAUGUAAAGGAAAAAAUGGUGCAGUUGUUAUAAUUGUAGGAAAGUAUUAUUUGGUGGAUAAAGGUUAUCCUGAAAGAGAUGGAUAUUUAACUCCCUACCCCAAGACGAGGUACCAUCAGUCAGAGUUCCGUGGUGCAAAUCCGAGAGGAGUUCAAGAGAUUUUUAAUAGAGCACAUUCCUCUUUAAGAAGUUGUAUCGAGAGAGCUUUUGGUGUUCUUAAAG
This is a messenger RNA of Cuscuta epithymum, 410 nucleotides long. Lineage: Eukaryota; Viridiplantae; Streptophyta; Magnoliopsida; Solanales; Convolvulaceae. The record is from the annotation of a GenBank genome assembly.